AUGGCUCUUUUGCCAUACUCAAAAUGCAUUUUUCUUUUUGCAAUCAUUUUUUUUGUCUUCUUGACAUUAUCAUCAAUCACUCAAGCAGAGCUUGAUGCUCACUACUAUGAUCAAACAUGUCCACAAGCAGAGAAGAUCAUUUCAGACACUGUUCUCAGUGCAUCCACAUUUGACCCUAAAGUCCCAGCUCGGAUACUGAGGAUGUUCUUCCAUGACUGUUUCAUAAGGGGUUGUGAUGCAUCAAUAUUGCUGGACUCAACUCCCGAAAACCUGGCUGAGAAAGAUGGUCCACCUAAUCUCUCUGUUCAUUCAUUUUAUGUUAUUGAUGAAGCCAAGACCAAGCUUGAGAAAGCUUGCCCACACACUGUUUCUUGUGCUGAUAUAAUCGCCAUUGCAGCUAGAGAUGUGGUAUCAUUGUCUGGAGGACCAUAUUGGAAUGUGCUGAAAGGAAGAAAAGAUGGAAGGGUGUCCAAGGCAUCAGAAACAGUAAACUUGCCUGCUCCAACCUUAAAUGUGAACCAACUCAUUCAGAGUUUUGCAAAGAGAGGUUUAGGGGUCAAAGACAUGGUGACUCUCUCUGGUGGCCACACUCUUGGCUUUUCACACUGUUCUUCUUUCCAAGCUAGAGUUCACAACUUCAGUUUGUUGCAUGACAUUGACCCAAGUUUGAACACUGAGUUUGCACUAGACCUAAAAAGGAAGUGCCCAAAACCAAACACAAACCCCAGUGCUGGACACUUCCUGGACUCAACAUCAUCAGUGUUUGACAAUGAGUACUAUAGACAAUUGUUGGUGGGAAAGGGUUUGUUCUCAUCAGAUCAGUCACUAGUUGGUGAUCAAAGAACUAGGUGGAUUGUGGAAGCAUUUGCCAAAGAUCAGGGUUUGUUCUUCCAAGAGUUUGUGGCUUCAAUGUUGAAGCUUGGGAAUGUGGGGGUCUCUGAAAAUGGGGAAGUGAGACUUAAUUGCAAGGUUGUGAAUUGA
This is a messenger RNA of Sphenostylis stenocarpa, 981 nucleotides long. NCBI's taxonomy places the organism in Eukaryota, Viridiplantae, Streptophyta, Magnoliopsida, Fabales, Fabaceae. The record is from the annotation of a GenBank genome assembly.